UGGCAUAUCAUCCUCCUUCCAAUUUCCGAGUUUUUGUUAGUGGGCUACAGCUUUCUCUGCACUUCUUGUCCUAGUCCAUCAUUUGAUUCACUCAUCCAUCAUCACAGUCGUCCACCCGUGAUUUAAUAUUAAUACCGUUGCUUCCGUUGUUGGUUCGGCAUUUCCACCCAGCCAGCCAGUUGUCUCGGAUGUACUGAUUUUCAACUUGUCUUUGUUGAUCAUCUUCGAGCCUAUAACUUAUUACACGCCGCCUUAAACAACACAUAUUUCCCAGACGUCGAGGAAUGUUCAACCGGUUUUGUCCUACCAAACGUAAUUCUAGACAAACCUCGCCAUAUCCAGGUCCCCUCCCGACUACAACAACAAUGUCGCCAGGCUCCGUGUCGACAAAAACAACGGCAAUCAAGAUGGUGAGACCCGUUCGGGGGAAAGUGCGACGGCGAAGUCCAAAGUCAAAGAUGAACGGUGCUGAUAAUUCGGAGGAUUCACAUUCUCACCAUUCGGAAAGCUCUGCCGACGAUGAGUCGCAUUCUUCACUGGUCUCGGUGAGAGUUGGCUUGUCGAAAUGUUGUGUCCAAGGAUCAUUAGCAUCACGGCGUUGGCAAAUGUUUCAGAUGGUUCUCCUCCAUUUCAUACCCGUGACAGCGCUAAUUGUUCAGAAUUCGACCCAGCUCUCAACUGUGGUGACGAAUUUGAGGGAAGCUGGGGAAACAAAGUUGCAGAUCGUGAUGGUAGCGGAGAUUGGAAAACUGUUGGCCGAGCUACAGCAGGAGCGUGCAGAGUUUGGAUUCUGUCUUUUCACCAACUCAACAAGUUCACAACUUCCCAGAGCUUACUUCCAAUCUACCAGCUCUGCAGCCAAUUCUCGAAAUUCUAGAAGUAGAGAAGGAAUCUUUUCCCCAUCCCAUGAUCCAGUCAGGGAAACCUUCUCUGUCCCACCAACCCCUCCAGAGGAAUUACUAAAUUCUGGUCGUGUUUCCACCUGCAGAACUAGCCUUUCCACCAGAUUCGAGAGGACGGAUAACAUUAUUCGAAAUUUGACCGACUAUGUCGCUACCUAUGUUCCAUCAGUCAUCUCGAUCAGCGCAAAGAGGGAAAGAAUGUUUCAACUUACAAGUGAGCUUAAAGGAGCGACCGAUGACACGACACUCGACGAAUUAAUUUGGUACAACGUCGCGAAUGAUGCUAUCCUCGAGCUGCUGAACCAAAGAAUUCGAAAAACCAAGUCAACUGGGGUGUGGAAGCCACUAAUUGCCUACAUGAACGUUAUUCGGGCGAUUGAGAACUAUUCGAUUUCAAUGGUUUACGGUCUCUAUUAUUUUGGGAAGGGAAGCUUGUCACAGAACUCGUACAAUAAAUAUGUCACGUACGACUCGUUGGCUGCUGAUUACUUGAAUUCCACAAAGAGCUAUUCCCCGGAAAUUAACUCCGCAUGGGAAAGAUACAUCGGACAAGCAUGGAGAUCAAAAGGUUUCGAGUCUGCAUUCCAGAGCCUUGAGGACAGAAGAGCUCUAAUCUAUAGAAAUUUAGCGUCUGAAUCUUCAAUCAAUGACACCGCAGCAAAGGUUUACUUUUCGAACAUGACGGAGUACAUUGAAGAGCUGAGAUCUUUCCAGACUCAACUUCGAGAAAUGAUCGAGGGCGAAGUUGUGGAAGAAAUUCGAUCUGCCACCGCAAAGCAAGCAGUUGCUGCCUUUCUUUUGACGAUUGUGCUAUCAAUUUCUCCGAUUUUAUUGAUUCUUAUCAGGAAGAUUACUGGAACGAUACAGAUGUAUUCUAUGGAUUUAUCCACGAAAACUGCAGCAUUGAGAAGGGAGAAACGGAGAUCAGAUAAACUUUUGAAUCAAAUGUUGCCUCUUGAGGUUAUUAAGCAGUUAAAAAAGAACAGACAAGUUCCGGCUGAAAAUUUUGAGUCCUGCACAAUUUAUUUUAGUGACAUCGUAAGCUUCACAAAGCUGUCCUCAUCCUCGUCACCCAUGGAGAUCAUCGUGAUGCUCAACAGCCUCUAUAAACUGUUUGACUCCAAAAUUGAGCUUUAUGAUGUGUAUAAAGUGGAGACGAUCGGAGAUGCGUAUAUGGUGGUCUCUGGAUUACCUCUCAGGAACGGAAAUAGACAUGCGGGCGAAAUAUGCACAAUGGCAUUGGACUUAAUCGCUGGAGUCCAGCAAUUCCAAAUUCCACAUCGACCCGGCGUUCCUCUGCAAAUUCGCGUAGGGAUCAAUAGCGGCCCAUGUGUUGCUGGAGUCGUUGGAACUACCAUGCCGCGUUACUGUCUGUUUGGGGACUCAAUCAAUGUCGCAAGUCGAAUGGAAAGUCAUGGCGAAGCAAUGAAAAUACAUGUUACACAAAAUACAAAAAUCAUUUUGGAUGAACUUGGCGAGUAUAUAUUAGAACCCAGAGGGAGCUUGGACAUCAAAGGGAAAGGGACGAUGUCAACUUACUGGCUGCUAGACAAAGUUGGUGGAUUGACAAAGAAGGAGGUUGAACUGAGCAUUCCAGGAUUUUUAAAGACAUCCAAAGAUAAUUUGCCAGAGUUUAUGCAUGACAUAUUUGGAAGUGGAAGCGAUGACAGCGAAGAAGGUUUAAAAGUACCACAUUUUGGAACUACAAAAAUACAACCAACGUUAGUCCAGCCAACGGCAUCAAGGGUCCCCAUCGGCUUGCGACACUAAAUUUUAUAGCUGCACUUUUUACUCUUUUUUUAGCUUAUAUAUGAAUAUAUGACUUCAAACUUGAUCUUGUUCACAUUUACUUAAUAUGAAGCAUUUUUUGCAUGGAGCACGUUUUUAUUGAUAUUGCAGUAUUGUUAAUUGAUAUUCUAUUUACACUGGUACAUACACUUCUAUAUACACGCUUGAGGAUACCUACUCACCAGCAACAUUUUUACUCGCACCGUAUUCACUUAAAUUUGUACAACUUUGAAUAAUAUUUCUUCAAUGUAGUUUUAGUGUUGUCAGUGUUUUUCAUGAAACUUGUAUUAUUCCAAUCAUCUCGUGAGGCAAAUAUUCAAUAAAGUUGGGCACAUCUUCCUCGUCUUA
Molecule: messenger RNA, 3038 nt
Organism: Folsomia candida
Lineage: Eukaryota; Metazoa; Arthropoda; Collembola; Entomobryomorpha; Isotomidae
Exons: 21
Coding region: 285-2672 (795 amino acids)
Biological process (GO): cGMP biosynthetic process; intracellular signal transduction; receptor guanylyl cyclase signaling pathway
Molecular function (GO): guanylate cyclase activity; peptide receptor activity
Source: RefSeq, a predicted model, not a curated record